AGCGAACGUGUGAGCUGCUGGAAAAAUACGAAGACAGAGUAAAGAAUCGGAGGUGUACAUACUAUAUAGUGCAGCUAUACUAAAUAUAGCUUAAAAGUGUCAAUUUCUUAGAAUUCUUUUCUAGAAAUCGGAAAAUAUGGCAAGUUUCUGGCAGGAAUUGAAAUCGUUACUAAAGACCCUGCUCUGCUUUGUGAUUGCUUUGAUGCUGGUGCCUCUAUUGCUGUUAUCGUUCCUAUGCGCUCACUUCGUCAACGAACUAUCCAACUAUGUGCUGAGCAUCAAGUACCCGAACCUUACCAUCUCAAAGUCCAAGAAGAUCCGGACUUUAAUCGACACGCCGAAGAAUGCGGGCGUAUUUCACUUUCUGCUCCAAGUGGAGGGAGAAUGUGACUUCGAGAGAAUCAAGAUGUCCUAUGCCCAGUAUCUGACUGAUCUGCGGGAUAAAACUGGCAUGCUAAGGUUCCCUAAGCUGCGUCAAAAGCUCGUCCCUUGUUGGGGACAUUAUGCGUGGGUGAAUGAUAGUAGUGGCUUCAACAUCAACAAUCACGUCCUGCUCAGCACCCACAAAUACCGAGGACGUCCAGUUACAGAAUCGAACAUUCAGGAGUAUGUCAGCGAACUCGCCACCAAGUAUAUUCCCUCAGAUCUUCCGCAGUGGCAGGUGAUUGUGAUCCCGAACUCGGACACCUCUCAGCCCUAUUAUAUCCUCAUCAAACUGCAUCACCUGAUAAUUGCCGAGGAGGAGGAUCUGCAUGUGAGUGAGAUGCUUUUGCUCCAGGAUCCGCAAAAGAAAACAGUGAUGUCUCUAAACGAUGGAUUGGGCCAGAGUUCAAAUCAACAACUGGCCCGUUUUGUACGAAAACCCGAACACAUCAGCAGAUUGAUUAGUCACAUAAUGCAUCUUGUCAUUUGCCGCUGGCAGAAAUUCAUCUAUGAAUUUGAAUCUCUCGAAACUCCCGAUGGACCUUCAUCUAUUGUUCAAGUUAAAAACAUCAGUCAGUUGGCUUCUGUGAUAGUAAUAGUCCUGGUAAAUGUGAUUUUGGGUUAUAUGAGGAGUCGUUCAAUGCUCAAGAAACUCAAAAGACGUUCAGUUAGCUAUCGAAAUCAAGUAGGUCGUUUUCAAACCAUACGAUUGCUUUUAAACAGGGAGUUGCAACAACGGAAUCUCAGUUGGUCGGUGGCCAGAAAUGCCGUCUAUAACAGUUUGCAGCCUACUAAUUUGGCCAAGGUUUGGACACGAUUUCUUUGGCGUCUAAAUCUCAAUCAUGUUUUGCUUCUACCCUAUCACAUUUACUGUGAAUUUUUGGCUUUCGGUGAUGUUUUGAUCAGGGGUAAAACUUCGUAUACUUCAACUUAUUGCGCCAGACUGCAUUUAUAUGUACCACUCUUGCUCUACGCUCAGUUGGAGUUUUUCAAAAUUCUUUGGGAGCUUUUCCACGCGCCGAGAAACAUUUACGAAGUUCUUUUCGAACAGCCAACAAAGGAGUUGAAUAUUCUGCACACAAAAUCUUAUGCCGGCAGGAAAAUUGUCUCUUUUGGGCGGUCAAUAAAUGGCGCCCAACUUAGGAACCGCAAUCAGGGAAAAUUCAACAACGAUCUCAGAGAAUCCGAUUUCAGUUUAACAUGCUUAGCAGGUGCUGUGCACGACUACUUUGAAACCUUCUCAGGGGAUUUAAAAGUUCCCAAUUUCCUUAACACCACCUGUAGGACCAUAGAUAAAGGAUAUUUUACAGAUCGCAUUGGGGAUAAAUCCGAAAAUAUUGGGGGAGUAGUCUUCUUGCAAUUGCCUUUAGCAAAACCAGACGCAAAUCAUGCAAAGGAACUUCAUCAUAUUGUUGAACGAAUCAGGAAGCAACAGAUCAUAAUAUACUUAGCUUCUAUUGGCCAGACAAAAUACAGCAUUCUCACAGCUCUUUUACCCCAUGUUAUUACGAAAAUUUUCAUUAACUUUUUCUCAUACAACUUUCCAAUCACAAUUACUGAAAUCUAUGGACCCACUGAUGAAUUCCAAUCGGCUUGGGGUCAGAAAGUCCAGGACGUUCUACUCUUCCGACCUCCACAGUCGAAGACCUGUCUAUCCCUCAAUCUGCAUCGCUUUGGUGACAAAUACAGGUUGGCUGUUAUGGCAGAUACACAUCUAGCACCUGACCACACAAUAAUCACAAGGUCUUUCGAUCAAUACAUGGAAACAAUCACUCUCUAACAAGAAGAAUCUUCCCCUCUUUUGAUGGGUUCGGGGAAUAUAUAUACGAAAUAAAAACUAUUUAUCCGCCGUUAAA
Drosophila takahashii is the source of this 2279-nucleotide messenger RNA. RefSeq lists its product as uncharacterized. Gene Ontology annotation, cellular component: plasma membrane. The record is from RefSeq and is a predicted model, not a curated record. Gene Ontology annotation, biological process: triglyceride biosynthetic process. Lineage: Eukaryota; Metazoa; Arthropoda; Insecta; Diptera; Drosophilidae.